Molecule: messenger RNA, 1433 nt
Organism: Pelecanus crispus (Dalmatian pelican)
Lineage: Eukaryota; Metazoa; Chordata; Aves; Pelecaniformes; Pelecanidae
Source: RefSeq, a predicted model, not a curated record
GCAGGACAGGGCUGCUUGCUGAUCUCUUGCCCAGUUUUGCUGUGGAGAUUAUGCCAGAGUGGGUCUUUGUGGGCCUGGUGAUCCUGGGGGCAUUCCUGUUCUUCCUCCUGGUGGGGAUCUGCUGGUGCCAGUGCUGCCCACACAGCUGCUGCUGUUACGUCCGCUGCCCCUGCUGUCCUGAGUCCUGCUGCUGUCCCCGGGCGUUGUAUGUAGCAGGCAAAGCAGCAAAAGCUGGGUACCCUCCUGCAGUCUCUUCCAUGCCAGGUCCAUACUACAUACCCAGUGUUCCUGUAGCUGGUGUCCCAUCUCCUGCUGUGCUGAUGGAUAAGUCGCACCCCCCUCCCUUAGCCGCAAGUGACUCCAGCGGAGGAAGCCAAAAUGUGCGCAAAGGGUACAGGAUCCAGACUGACAAGGAAAGGGACUCCAUGAAGGUGCUGUACUAUGUUGAGAAAGAACUGGCUCAGUUUGACCCAGCUAGGAGGAUGCGAGAACGAUAUAACAACACCAUCUCUGAACUCAGCUCGUUGCAUGAAGACGACUUGAACUUCCGGCAGCCCUACCGCCAGGUGCGAAGGAAACCUCUGCCUCCUGCAGGGGACCUGGAUGGCGAUGCUGAAUACUGGGCAGGAGUGAUGGGCGGGGGCAGCACAUCAAGAUCACAGGCUGUCUCUGAUUACAGAGAUGAGCGGGACAGUUUCCGGCACAGCCAGCAGAGAUCCAAGUCCGAGAUGUUGUCCCGUAAGAGUUUCUCUGUGGGAGUGCCAGCCGUCUCUAUGGAUGAGCUGGCAGCCUUUGCGGAGUCCUACAGCCAGCGGACCCGGCGGGCAGACAGCCAGGAAACUCGGCGUUUCGAGCGGUCAGAGUCGCACGGCGGCCGAGGUGGAGGGCUGCCCCACCAGGAUAGCUCCAUGGAGGAGUACUACACCAAGCGUAGCAGAGGGAACCGAGAGCCGCUGACGGACUCGGAUCGGGGCUGGUCGUACAGCCCACCCCGGAGACGGGCCCAUGAGGAGAAGCACCUGCCCAGGCUGGUGAGCCGGACGCCCGGAGGGAGCCAGAAAUACGAUCACUCCUACCUCAGCAGUGUCUUGGAGAGGAAAUCCCGGAGCUACGAUGAGAGCAGUGACCACAGUGAAACCCCCUCGAAGCUGAGCUCGCAGGCCAGCCAGAGAGGAGGGGGAACAUACUAUGCCUGGUCACCACCCUCUACCUACAAAGCCGAGAAGUCGCAGCAGCAGCCGCAGCAGCCACCACCACCACCUCAGCAGGAGGAAGGGGAGGACACCCUGCCCCCGUACAGCGAGAGGGAGCUGAGCCGAGGCCCGUCGUACAGGGCCAGGGAGCAGGCCUACCUCAACGCCUCUGACAAGAAGAGGAAAAAGGACCCCAAGAAAACAAAUGAUUUCCCGACGAGGAUGUCCCUCGUGGUUUGA